Auanema sp. JU1783 is the source of this 1146-nucleotide messenger RNA. The record is from the annotation of a GenBank genome assembly. Lineage: Eukaryota; Metazoa; Nematoda; Chromadorea; Rhabditida; Rhabditidae.
AUGCUGUGCUCACCUUUUCUAAGUCGUGGAUGCACUUCCAAAAAGUUUCUCAUAGUUAUUCUGACAUUAAGUGUGAUUUAUAUAACUCUUCUCAAGAGUUCCACUGAAACCUUUCAUUUAUCCAAUGUAUUGCCAAGCAAAACAUAUUCACAGCGACCAGCUGCUGUAGAAGAGAGUCCUGUAACUGUUAGGGAAGAAGCAGAAUUGGAGAAUGAAAGACAAACGCUGACUUUCCUCAACAUGGACGAAACAACACUUAAGGAAACUAUGAAACCGACUAAGUUGACUGUCGCACCGGAUGGUUUAUGUCCUGAAGUGUCCGAUAUCACCGAUCUCAAGGGCUCUCUUCCACAAGCUGUUCUACUUAUUCAAAAUCUAAAGGAGGGAGAAGUAUCUGCUGUUCAUCCAGAGUUAGCAUCGGGAGGGUCAUGGUCUCCACAAGACUGUAGAGCUAGGUACAAAGUUGCUAUAAUUAUUCCAUUCCGGGACCGCCAGUCUCAUUUGACAAGACUGUUGGCAUUCCUUAUUCCCAUUCUACAGAGACAACGCUUGGACUUCCGUUUCAUUGUUACAGAACAGUACGGAAAUGACCUGUUCAAUAAGGGUAAAAUAAUGAACGCUGCCUUUGUUUUUGCCGAAAAACUGAAUGUUGACUGUGUUAUUUUCCAUGACGUAGAUAUGUUUCCUCAGGACGAUAGGAACCCUUACUCUUGCCCGGAUCAGCCUCGACAUCUUGGGGCGUUCGUUAACAAUCUAGGAUAUCAACUUUGGUAUAAAGAAAUUGUGGGUGGAGUUCUAGCUGUUUCUGUCAAAGAUUAUCGUAAUAUCAAUGGCUAUUCCAAUAUGUAUUGGGCUUGGGGAGGAGAAGAUGAUGACAUGGGAAAGAGGAUUUUAUCGUUGAACUAUACAAUAGAACGGCCGGAUCCCGAAACAGGCAAGUACUCCAUGUUGAAACACGUGAAAAGAAAACGAACUGCUCCUAAACUCAUUUAUCAUUUAUUGGAUAUCGCUGAGCAGAGAGUUUCUACUGAUGGGCUGAAUCAGACAGGCCAAUGGUCCGUUCGAAAGGUUACCAUGAAGCCAUUGUACUAUCAUUUGUAUGUUGAUGUGGGUGCCGUUCCGUCCGAAUGGAAGAAGAGUUCUUAG